Molecule: messenger RNA, 1395 nt
Organism: Acanthosepion pharaonis
Lineage: Eukaryota; Metazoa; Mollusca; Cephalopoda; Sepiida; Sepiidae
Source: the annotation of a GenBank genome assembly
AUGACAAAGAAGACGACUGGACCGAUCCAUCGGCCCGAUAAUACAAGCCUCGAGAUUAGCUGUCUUAGCUCUCUUUCUCUCUCUCUUUUUCUCUUUCACUGUCUCUCUCUUUCUUUCUUUCUUUGCCUUUCUCUCCCUCUUUCUUUCUCUCUUUCUCUCUCUCUCCUUCUUUCUUUCUUUCUUUCUUUCUUUCUUUCUUUCUUUCUUUCUUUUCUUUCUCUCCCUUUCUUUCUCUCUUUCUUUCUUUGUCUUUCUCUCCACUUUCUUUCUCUCUUUCUCUCUCUGUUUUUCUCUCCCUCUUUCUUUCUCUCUUUCUCUCUCUUUCUCUCUCUGUCUUUCUUUGUCUUUCUCUCCCUUUCUUUCUCUCUUUCUUUCUUUGUCUUUUCUCACUUUCUUUCUCUCCUCUCUCUUCUUUCUCUUUCUUUCUCUCUUUCUCUCUCUUUCUUUCUUUCUUUGUCUUUCUCUCCCUUUUCUUUCUCUCUAGAGCUCCUUCUCUUUCUCUUUCUUUUCUCUUUCUCUCUUUCUCUCUCCCUUUUUCUUUCUUUCUCUCUUUUCUUUCUUUCUUUCUUUCUCUCCUUUCUCUUUUUUCUCUUUCUCUCUUUUUUCUUUCUUUCUUUCUUUGUCUUUUCUCUCCCUUUCUUUCUCUCUUUUUCUCUCUUCUCUCUUUUUCUCUUUCUCUCUCUUUCUUUCUCUUUCUCUCCCUCUUUCAUUCUCUUUCUCUCUCUUUCUUUCUUUCUUUGCCCUUUUCUCUCCCUCUUUCUUUUCUCUUUUCUCUUCUCUUUCUUUCUUUCUUUCUUUCUCUUUUCCCUUUCUUUCUCUCUUUUCUCUCUUUCUUUCUUUGUCUUUCUCUCCCACUUUCUUUCUCUCUUUCUAGAGCUCUCUUUCUCUCUCUCUUUUUCUCUUUCACUAUCUCUCUCUUUCUUUCUGUCUUUCUCUCCCUCUUUCUUUCUCUUUCUCUCUCUUUCUUUCUUUCUUUGCCUUUCUCUCCCUCUUUCUUUCUCUCUUUCUCUCUCUCUCCUUCUUUCUUUCUUUCUUUCUUUGUCUUUCUCUCCCACUUUCUUUCUCUCUUUCUCUCUCUUUCUUUCUUUGUCUUUCUCUCCCUCUUUCUUUCUCUCUUUCUCUCUCUGUCUUUCUCUCCCUCUUUCUUUCUCUCUUUCUCUCUCUUUUUUCUUUGUCUUUCUCUCCCUCUUUCUUUCUCUCUUUCUAAAACUUUCUUUCUCUCUCUCCUUUUCUCUUUCUCUCUCUUUCUUUCUUUGUCUUUCUCUCCCUCUUUCUUUCUCUCACUCUCUUUCUCUCUCUCUUUCUAUCGCUCUCUUUCUCUCUCUUGCUAUGUCUCCGAGAGAAUCAUUAUGUGGAGCCACGGUAGAUUUCUUAAGGAAACAUCAAAAUUUAUAA